AUGUCAGAUCUCGGGCCUUUGACGACAACAUUUACGCCGGCGUCUGGGUGUAACUCUAUUCUUUCGGGAAUCGUAUACACGCAGACUCUACAGGAUGGCAACACGACUACACACAAGUACCAUAGUCUAGGGCCCAGUGCCACGUCCGAGUGCUACCCACCAGGGUUUGAACCCGCGUCUGGCUUUUACUCCCCCGGGAUCUGCCCGUCAGGUUGGUGGUCGGCGUGCGGAACGCUCGACGCUAUCGCAACUCUUACCGAGACUAGAGCGACCUGCUGUCCGCUCGGAUAUGUGUGCAUACAGAAGCCAGAUCCGACUGAGACGUGGUCGACCUUGUCCUGCUCAUCGUCUGCUAUCUCGUCUGUCUCCGUGACAGUUCCGGACCUGUCUAAUCAGAUAAGCAAAGUUACUGUACUGAGCGGGAUUGUCAUACAUGCCGCAGCGAUCAACAUACGGUGGCAGAGGGGCGAUUUUAUAGCAUCUCGCACGAACACGCCGACCACUUCAGCAACAUCUUCUCUAUCGUCCUCUCUUUAUCAACCUCCAGCGCCAAGCGGAACUGAGAUAGCUAAUGAGGACACAGAAACGGGGCUUUCCUUGGGCGCGAAGAUAGGCGUCGGCGUAGGUGUAGGACUGGGGGGGUUGCUCCUAAUCUCAAUCGCGAUUGGUAUCUGGUUAUGGAAAAUACGCCACCCCGAGGGGAAAGAGCAGCAGAGAAAUAUGACCAUGCGCCACCCGCCCAAUCUUGGGGCUUCGAAAACGCCGGCGGAGUUGUGGGAGCAGGACCAACAAGAGAUGCAGACUACGAGUAAUACGCACGAAAUGGCCACGGAGAAUAAUCGACAUGAGAUCACGGGUACUCCUAGGCCCGCCGAGCUGCCUCAUGAGAGUUGGAGGUAGUUUUUCCGGAAUGUGGAUAUCAUGUUAAACG
Molecule: messenger RNA, 931 nt
Organism: Daldinia vernicosa
Lineage: Eukaryota; Fungi; Ascomycota; Sordariomycetes; Xylariales; Hypoxylaceae
Exons: 2
Coding region: 1-900 (299 amino acids)
Source: RefSeq, a predicted model, not a curated record